AUGUCAUAUUCGAAUGUGUGGAAUCCCAACCAGGAUUUGGAGGCUCAAAAUCAGAACACUGCCGGUACAGAAUUGUUGUUUGAUGACGAUGAUAUCCCAGUUGAAGACGAUUUCAUUGUAAACGACGAUGAUGAGCCAACGACACAACAGACAUCAUCACAACAUCCCCGAAUUCCUGAACCUCCUCAAUCUGCCAAUGCUGGGGGUGAAAGGUUGGAACAGCGACGGUUUAUGGGCGGUGAUACUUUAGACGAACCAAUUACUGCUACACUACUGAGAGAUGUAAAGGCAGUUGGUACCAGACUCAGACAGAUUGUGUGGUGGUAUGCAGAGGAGCGCAACACAACUCAUCAAGAAUGGGACCUCUGGGGCCCAUUGGUAUUCUGUCUUUUGAUAUCAACGUCUAUGAGUAUGAUGGCUCCUAAUAAUCAAUCAUCAUUGGUAUUUUCUGGAAUGUUUGCAUUAAUAUGGCUGGGACAGGUCAUUGUUACCUUGAAUAUUAAACUUCUUGGUGGCACUAUUUCAUUUUUUCACGCCUUGUGCGUUUCUGGGUAUUCACUGUUUCCCCUGGUGAUUGCAGCAGUUUUGGGAUCAUUUGUGGGGUCACGCCUGAUUCGCUUGAUUGUGGAUGUUUUCCUUAUUGCCUGGGCUAUAUAUGCCGCUACGAACGGCCUUAAGCACUCGGGAGUUCUUUCUGAGCGAGUAUUCCUUGCCACCUUCCCAGUGGGCUUGUUUUACUGCGGUCUUGGCUGGCUUUGUGUAAUCAACUGA
Molecule: messenger RNA, 771 nt
Organism: Sugiyamaella lignohabitans
Lineage: Eukaryota; Fungi; Ascomycota; Dipodascomycetes; Dipodascales; Trichomonascaceae
Gene: YIP4
Product: Yip4p
Exons: 1
Coding region: 1-771 (256 amino acids)
Biological process (GO): endoplasmic reticulum to Golgi vesicle-mediated transport
Cellular component (GO): trans-Golgi network; membrane
Source: RefSeq, a predicted model, not a curated record